Lontra canadensis (Northern American river otter) is the source of this 782-nucleotide messenger RNA. RefSeq names its product CMRF35-like molecule 7. The record is from RefSeq and is a predicted model, not a curated record. NCBI's taxonomy places the organism in Eukaryota, Metazoa, Chordata, Mammalia, Carnivora, Mustelidae. The transcript has 4 exons. Bases 20 to 622 code for a protein of 200 amino acids. Gene Ontology annotation, cellular component: plasma membrane. Gene Ontology annotation, molecular function: transmembrane signaling receptor activity.
GAGUCUGGGAGGUGAUACCAUGAGGCUGUGGCUAGUUCUUCUCUUGCUCAGCUUCCCAGGCUGUUUCUCCAUCAAAGGCCCAGAGUCCGUGAGGGGCCUGGAGGGGGGUUCGGUGAGCAUGCAGUGUCAAUAUACACCAGGAUGGGAGACUUACAAGAAGUGGUGGUGUCGUGGAGCGGACUGGGAGUCAUGCCACACCCUCGUUGAAACUGAUGGAUCAGAGCAAGAAAUGAAGGUAGACCGUGUGUCCAUCAGGGACAACUGGAGUCACCUCUUAUUCACAGUGACCAUGGAGGAGGUCAGGCAAAGUGACACAGACACUUACUGGUGUGGGAUUAGCAGAUAUGGACCUGACCUUGGGGCAUCUAUCAAAGUGACCAUUGACCCAGUGGACAUGGUUCUGAGCACCUCGGUGAGCCCAAGAUCCAGAACAACUACCAGCAGACGUACAGGGUUGACAUCCAACUCCUACAUCAGGAACCACUACAUUCUCCUGGCUUUCCUGAAGGUGUUGGUCUUGCUCAUGUUGGUUGGUACUGUCUUUUGGUUGAAGGGGUCUCAGCAGAGACUGCCCAUCUAUGUGAACUUGUCCUCUGAUCUCGUCAGAGACACAGCCCCUUAGACAGACGGACAAGCAGAAACUUCCACUCCUGGACCCCAUUUCCAGAGGAGACCCAGGCUGUGGCAGAAAUGCCUCUGGGUCCUCGGGAAGUGGUGACUGAUGCUGGGGGUGCUGAGGGGCUGGCCAGGCACCCUCCUGGCUCUGCACAGCUCAGGCACAC